This is a messenger RNA of Dichotomopilus funicola, 840 nucleotides long. RefSeq names its product BIG/ATPase V1 complex, subunit S1. The transcript is spliced from 4 exons. NCBI's taxonomy places the organism in Eukaryota, Fungi, Ascomycota, Sordariomycetes, Sordariales, Chaetomiaceae. Gene Ontology annotation, biological process: fungal-type cell wall biogenesis; (1->6)-beta-D-glucan biosynthetic process. Gene Ontology annotation, cellular component: endoplasmic reticulum membrane. Bases 1 to 840 code for a protein of 279 amino acids. The record is from RefSeq and is a predicted model, not a curated record.
AUGAAGUUCACCACAUCUGCGGCUUUUCUCGCUUGCGCAGCGUCCCAAGCGCAUGCAUUUUCCGACUCAUCCCCGUUCAUUUUCCUCUCCACAGCGAAACUCUCCUCCCCACCGCAAGCCGCUCAACUCCAAACCGCCUCACAAGUCCUUACCACCGUCCAGUCCUUACUGGCAUCAUGCCCGACCAAGCGUUACCUUCUCGUUUCUCAGCCCAACAUGCACGCUGCCGACGUGCGUAGUGACGACAACAACAACGCAUGCCGCAUGCCCAACCUGUGCCGCGCGGCCGAGGAGCAGAACACCUGGGCUGUCGCCGAGGUCAUUGGGCAGAUCACGGACGCGCCUCUGCGCGAGCAGAUUGAAAAGAGCUGCGGAGGGGACGUAUUGGUGGAAAAGGUCGAGUUGCGGCAUUUGCCUGCUGCGUCGGAUCUGGAGGGGGCCGAGAAGGAGAGGGGCGUGGCGUUGAGUGAUAACGAUUACGACCUCGGUCAGCUUCUCGACGUGCUCGACGACGAUGAUUACACCAUCCUUGUCUUCUCGGACCCGAACGAGUUCAAGGCGUACGAGCCCAAGUUCGGCGCGCCGGUGCACAUGGACCUGAAGCGCCGGUCGAGUGAUGCGCCGCGGGCGGCUCGGAGACAGGCAGACGACGCGAGGGACAACCGUCCGCUAUUUGAGAAGUACCAGUUCUUCACACCUGGUAUCUUUAUGUCCUUCAUUGUAGUCGGCAUCAUCCUCUCUAUCUUGGGCGUUGGACUUAAGGCCCUUGCGAGUCUUGAGGUGUCGUACGGCGCAUUUGACAAGGACAUGGGCCCGGCCGCCCAGAAGAAGCAAUUGUAG